AUGCGUGUGUCUGGACUAGUCCUGAUUCCUUGCAGAGAGCUCUUUCACUCAUUGCAGCAUUCAGCAAGGUUGGUCUCAAGCCGUGUUUGUUUUCGAUUCGAGGAGGAAGUGAAGGCAUGCGCAAAGAAAUGCAAUCUUCCAGUCCCCAACGACCAGUCAAUUGGUUACGACUUCGGCUAUGGUUCUCUGAACGAAACGGAGGAAAUGUGCAGGACCCGAGGCCAUAUAACAAUUUUUCAGUGUAUGCAGCGAAUUUUGGAAAAGAAAUGCCAAAGCAACGCUGAGGAGCGCUACCUCAAAACAAUCUGGUCUUUUACCCUCGAUACCCGCCGAUCUGAACAGGCUGCGAUAUAUUUAUGCAAGGAACACAAUCUCCAAAUCUUCCGCCGGCACAGAAAUGGCUGUCUUCGUACGCAAGAGAAAAGGGCUGAAGUCUGUUCCCAAACAAGGAACUCUACGAUGCUGGAGGUAGUGAAUGCACUACGAAGUGAAUCCUUGAAGUCAUACACCACUCCGGAAAUACACCUAGAUCGACUGAAAUCCAUUCUUGAAAAGUAUGAAUGCAAAUCGAUUAAGGCAAAAUUGGAUUGUCUGUACAAUCUUUUGCGCAACACCUGUCACCCAGACGCGACUCUGCUCAUUCUUAACUACUUCAAGGAGACUCUUCCACCAGACUGCGUUUUCUCACCUUCGGCGGAGGUAGGACACAAACCUCUGCUACCACCGCUGCCGCCUAUGUCACUCCCCAACGCAUUUCCGCAGUCGCCAAGUCGUCGACGAACCCAUGCAGAGGUUAUGAGCGACUUCCCUCACGCCCGAUACGUCAAUGACGGUUUCUACGACGAUCCGAUCUCCGCACACAUCACCUCAUCCUCAAUGUCUCUCACACCCUUUUCAAUGAUAUAUCUCAUUUUACUCUUUGUUAUCUUUCCAUCAUGA
This is a messenger RNA of Echinococcus granulosus, 939 nucleotides long. RefSeq lists its product as hypothetical. Lineage: Eukaryota; Metazoa; Platyhelminthes; Cestoda; Cyclophyllidea; Taeniidae. The record is from RefSeq and is a predicted model, not a curated record. Bases 1 to 939 code for a protein of 312 amino acids. The transcript has 5 exons.